GUCCCCCGCGCGCGGGCGGUGUGCUUGCUCGUGUUUUCUCUCUCUCGGGCAGCUCCGAAUCCGACAGUGCUGUGAUCGUUCCGGGGUGUCACUCUUGAGAUCAAUCGCAUCCACACGUGCUCCCAUGGUGUCUCUGCACACUCGAGGAUGACGAAAGCUCCCGUCGCGUGACGCAGUAAGAGGUAUCAGGAUGCGGAGGAGCAGCAGGAGUAGCCCCUGGCGAACGUAGUGCAGCCGCGUACAGUAGAACGUAUCAGCGCUAGAGAGAGAGAGAGAGAGAGAGAGAGAGAGAGAGAGAGAGAGAGAGAGAGAGUUUAAGGAUAGCUAGAGUGUGCUGUGUGCCGCAAGUGCGUCAAGAUGUCGAUGUCUCGCGGCGAGACGUCGAACGAGGAGUCCUACCUGAACAGCGGCCGGCCGUCGAACCUCCUGAAGACGAGCUUUUCGAGUAGCAAGCUCGAGCGUCUCUAUCGCUCGUCGUCGCUUCAGCAGCGCCGAGGUGGCCUCCAGUGUUUCCUCAUCUCGGCUGUGCUUUACGACUUCUACAGUUUCGGGCUUACGGACGCGGAACUGCCCGCGCGCGGCCUCACGGCCGUCUUCCUCGGACUGAAUCUCGGUUUGCUGGCCUGGGCGGAAAGGGGGACAAGGGCGAGGGACGCGUUAUGGUCAGUGGUACCGCACGUGGCCUGGCAGAUUUCCAUAGCGCAGCUACUCGCCCCGCUGUUCCUCAAGUCCGCCGAGGUCACACCCCGAGACAGUCUUGGCUGGCUGCUGCUCCUGCUCUAUCUGCAUUUUGCCACUCUGCCGCUGAGGUUCUCCCUAUGCGCGCUUCUGGCAGUUGGAACCGCGGCGACUUACAUGGUAUCCGUUUACGGACUGUCCAAGGCUCCGGUACCGCUUGAGGUUCUGAUCUUGACGGUGACGCUGUCACUAUGCGCCGCGGCCUUAGGCGCCUCGAGCUACUCGCUGGCCGAGUUCCAGCAGCGUCGAGCUUUCCUCGAGACGAAGCAGAGCCUCGAGGUGCAGCUGAUAAUCGAGGAACAGUCGGCCGAGCAGGAGCGACUAUUGCUCAGUGUCUUACCUGAACACGUGGCCGUGAAGAUGCGACAGGAUUUGGGAGCUUCGCUCGACACGCAGUUUAAGAAGAUCUACAUGUCGAGGCACGAGAACGUCUCGAUACUCUACGCCGACAUCGUCGGCUUCACGGCCAUAUCGUCGACCUACUCAGCCAGCGAUCUCGUCAAGAUACUCAACGAGCUUUUCGCCAGGUUCGACCAGCUCAGCGAGAGGUACGAGCAGCUGCGCAUAAAGAUCCUGGGCGACUGUUACUACUGCAUAAGCGGAGCACCAAAGGAACGUCCGGAUCACGCGGUCCUCUGUAUCCACAUGGGCCUGUCUAUGGUCGAGGCUAUCAAGUACGUCCAGCAGACGACUAAUAGUCCGGUCGACAUGCGCGUCGGCAUACACACAGGCGCCGUCCUUGCAGGUGUACUGGGACAGCGACAGUGGCAGUUCGACGUCUACAGCAAGGACGUUGAGCUGGCUAAUAAGAUGGAGAGUAGCGGGAGAGCCGGGCGAGUUCACAUCUCGAACGUGACGCUGAGCUUCUUGAGCGGCGAGUUCGAGGUCGAACCCGCGUACGGCGAGCAGAGGGAGGAGGCGCUGCAGAAGGCUGGGAUCACCACGUACUUCAUAGUGAAGGCGCUGAAACCGUUCAAGCCUGCGCUGACCAAGAGCUUGGCGUCGCUGGCCGAUGCUGAGUUCUCGCAGAGGGCCAUAAGCAGUGCCGAUGCCCAGACCAAGGAGGAUUCCGAGGACUUUAGGCAACGACUUCGCAAGGAACUCGAUAGUCGAGUAGGCGGCGGAGCAGAGCUGAAGGGUCACGCGUCCUGGAUCACGCUGGCCUUCAAGGACGCCCAGCUGGAGAAGGGCUUCCACAGCGCGGAAGAGGCGUUCUCCCCGUUGUCCCUCUUGGGAGGUCCUCUGGUGAUGGUAUGCGCGUCUCCGGUCUGGCGACUACAACCCUGGGGUCCGUUCACCUGGGGCGGCGCCGGUGUCGUCACGCUCUUCGGUAUCGUACUCGCAGGGGCCACGUGUCUUGGCAGCGCUGUUCGCGCCCGAUGGCUCAGGCGCACGCUCGCCCUUCUCAUGAUAUUCUCCAUGAGCGUCUUUCUUCUCCUGGAUAUGGCCAACUGCGGUAUAAUCGACCUGGAGCCAGCAACGAACGUCUCGAUGAGUUGGUCACCCCGCUGUCCUUACCCCUCGUACUACUCGUACAUCGGCGUACUGGCCCUCGUGGUAAUCUCGAUGCCAGCCUACAUCUGCUACCUCGGCAAAGCCUUCCUCAUGUUUAUGCUGGCUGGAGCUCAGUGCACAAUCAACGUCCUCUUCCUCGGGCCGACUCUCGACCACGAGCACAUGGCCACCACGUCGCCAGGACAAAAGGUCCUUCCUCUCAAGUACUCGCUCUCGGCUACGCUUCUGACCAUCGCCAUAGCCCUCGUCGUCGUCGCCCGAUACACAGAGAAGGCGAGGCGAGUGCUGUACCUGCGGGGUCGCGAGGUCGAAGCCCAGAGGGAACGAGCAGCCGACAUGAAGCGGCGCAACGGCGCCCUGAUCUACAACAUCCUGCCGCCCCACGUGGCGGCCUACUUCCUCUCGAACACCCGGCACCACGACGACCUCUACAGCCAGAGCUACGCCGAGGUCGGCGUCUUGUUCGCCAGUAUGCCCAACUUUGCUGAUUUCUACAGCGAGGAGAGCAUCAACAACCAGGGACUCGAGUGCCUCAGGUUCCUCAACGAGGUCAUCUCCGAUUUCGAUGCGAUCCUCGAUCAGGACAAGUACAAAGACAUCAUAAAGAUCAAGACGAUAGGCUCGACGUACAUGGCGGCCUCUGGUAUAACCGAGUCAGAGGAGAGGGCUAACGAGCCUCAGUGGCAGCAUCUCUCGAGGCUCGUCGAGUUCUCCCUCGACAUGAAGAACGCCCUGUCCAUCAUCAACGAGCAGAGCUUCAACCACUUCGUUCUAAAAAUGGGCAUCAAUCACGGGCCCGUCACUGCUGGGGUCAUCGGGGCCAGGAAGCCUCACUACGACAUCUGGGGUAACACGGUCAAUGUGGCCUCGAGGAUGGAGAGCACCGGCAAAGUUGGAUGCUUGCAGGUAACGGACGAGACGCGAAAGAUCCUGGAGCCCUUCGGCUACGGUUUCGAGCAGCGGGGCAUGGUCUUCGUCAAGGGCAAAGGUCAACUACUAACCCACUACCUGAUCAAGAAAGACGGCGUCCCGCUGAACCUCGACAGCGAUUUACCGAUCGAACCGGCACAUCCGAUCAUCUAUCAGUAAGAAGAACAACUGUAUCCGCAUCGAAGACAGGUGCAACCGAGAACAAAGAAACUGACGUCCUCCGCAAAAGGCGCUAAGACAGAACGAGAGAGACAUUGAAAAUCUCGAGGACAAAAAGCUGCUGCUGCUGGGGAGUGAGCGAGCGCGAUUAAAGUCUCGGGGCGGUACUUUAAAAGUAUGAGAAAAGGCUGCUCCGCAUAGAUGCCGAUGCUGCGCAUUAUGUAUGCACACGACAUACACACACACGUACACAUGAUCCCGGCCGGCAACGAACUGAAAAAAGGAGCUUCGAUCGCGCGGCCACAUUGUCGUCGUCUAAAAAUAACGAAAACAGCCGCUUAUGCAGCGUAUAACACACACACACACAACAGAUAACACGGACACGAGAACGAGAGCUGUUUCUUCCUUAUACCCGAGAGUCGCGUGAGGUUGUUUAUUAUAGCGACAUGCCGGUCUAAAAAAGCUCGUUUACUCACACGCGUAUCACCGAGAGGGUUAACGAUAAAAAGUCGUGCGGAUCGAGAUCUGCUGCUUCUGUCUCUUUAUUGGGACGAGGAGAGAUGUAUUUCAACGACGAAAACAGGUUGUAAUGUUGCUGCUGCAAGCUCAAGUUAUUAACGUCGUCUUUUAUCGAGGAUAUAAAUAUUGCAAAAAUAUACAAAUAUACGUACUUUGAGCGAUGAGGUGGAUACAAGGCUUUAUUAAAAAAAAAAUAACAAUAAAAAUUACACUAUUAUAUUACAUACUGUCGAAAAUGGUAAUAUGCUUCUGCUAUUUGGGCUGCGGAAUAUGGUCCUUCGUGAUUUUCUUUGGAUACUAUAUGAUGUAGAGCUUAUAGAUGUUUUGGCCGACUUUAGGUAACGCAACGAGUCACACAUCAGACUUCGCCUAUAUCUAAUGUCUUUCGAAUACUCAAAAGUGCGUGUGACUAAAAAUAAACGUGGUAAACGGAUAAUCAAAUUAUUUUCUAAAUAAUUCAAUUCUCGUAGAUUAUACUAGGCAAGUAUUAGAAAAUUCUCGUGUAUCGGUGUGUGUAUUUCCGAAAGUUGUUCAAAUUAAGCAUCCGCAAACGUUUUGUAAAUCGUAUCUCUCAUAGAUUUAAUCGAAAAAUAGACACUUAAAGCAAUAGCUUUCAUUCGUUCGAUGAUUUUUUUUCUAAUAAAUUUCCGCAGCCUAAAGCCUUGCUGUCGAUCAUUGUGUUCACUCGAGAGUAAAAUAAAUCCGCGUCUUCGUCCGAGGCUGAGUCUAUGAAAUCUAAUCACACUUUUGCUAAACAAAAAGGAAAAGUGGUCCUCGGAUGUCGAACGCACAGAUAUAUGCGACGUUAUAUAGCGUUAAUAUGUAACUAAGAGUUCACGAGACAUUUCUUAAGUCUGUGAUAACUUCGUCGCGAGUAGCGUAUAUUAUUAUAACGAUUUUGAUGUACACUUGUUUAAUCUAGAGCGUCGUGUAAGGAUGUCUUAGGAGGAAAAAGAGGACGAGUUUCGCAACGAGUGUCAAAGUGUUCGAACUGCUGCUUCGAUGUUUUCCAAUGAAAUAUCAUAAUCAGUCCUCUCGUGAGUUAUAAUUACUUAUUCAGCUCAAGAUAAUAGCGUUAUAUCCGUCCAUAAGAUAGCAAUAGUAAAGUAUAAUUUUGUAAUGUAUCGUAUCACACAAAGAUGCCAAAAUUUUAGACAGCCUCCAUUUCGCACAAGUAUGUAAUCAGCAGUUCAAACAUUUACUAAGACACCACAUUGAUAUCCUGUAAAAGGUUUUUCAAAAUUUAACAAUUACACCUCUGGAGAAAGCCUAAAGAUAAGAAAGGCCACGAGAGUGUCAGUAGGUCGUGCAUCAAGAUGAUAAUAAUUGUCGCAACCGAAUAGUCGUGUUAAUGAGAAUUUCCAGCGGUUAACCCAGUUGCAGAAUGGCACCGCAGUGAGUCCUAAAAAGCAACAGCCUUAGCUCAGUUUCAGACUUAAUGGAUUGUUGGGAAUUCAAAUUACACGAGAGUAUAAGAGCACGGGACAUCGGGCGAAAUUUAUUAAGCCAUUUUCCAAUUUCAAAUUUUACGGUACACGUGUUCGUAAACGCGGUGCCAUCUAAUGUGGGUCUCCAGCUGUUGAAGGAAGUUUCGUUGACGCCACACUCGACGUCGUGGAAAUGGAGAUUGAUCAAAGUUAUAAUGUACGUGACGCGUAUAAUGAAAAUUGACUAUUCGACUCUCUUGAAGUGAAAAAAAGAGACGCGAUACAAAGAGAGCUGAGACGGCGCAAUAGGAAUUAAGGUUAAGUACGCGAUGCAGAAAGAGACGGAAUGUUUGUAGCUUGUAAAAAGUUAGGAUGUGAAAGUGUAGCAGGCGAAUGAGGUCAGAUUGUAGCUCUCAAAGAGUAGCAUUUGUGAAAAUCGGGCGUACGCGGGAUGAAAAGAACGACGACAAAGAGAAGAAAAAGAAAAACAUUGAGAUGCGAGAGAAGAGAUAUUUAGUCACGUUCGCGUUUUCGAAUAAGUAGAGGAGUUUACGAUUACAUUUUUAUUUUUAACCAUGAAUUUCGAUUAGUUUUUAUUUAUGCGAAGAUGUAUUUUUGUAAGGAAAUAUUUUUUGUUUUAUUUCAUCGAUGAUCUCAUUUUAAAAUAUACUUUUUUAAUUUACGACUGAGUUUGACGUUUGUAGUAGCAGAAAGUUAAGGAAAAUCGAAAGAAGAUGAAAAGUGUACAACCCUAUUUUGAGAAUGAUCAACUUUCAUUCGUGAAAAGCCUCCUUCGUCUAGUCAUAGGCAGCACAAAUAUACUGUAUAAAUAUAUUUUAAAAGUAUAAAAUUCGUCUGUAGAAAAUGACGUAUUAGUGUGUACCAACGAGUUAAAAAAAUCCAGACAACUAUUCUAAACACUUUUUUUAUAUUCCAGCAGCUAAUUGGUGCUGGUAUGUAACUGUUCCUGACUUAACGAAAACAGUUCCAGAAAUACGACAAAAACAACAAGAAUGAUUUCACUUCAUUUUCACAAAUCUAUACGUAUAAUAAUCUAAAACAUUUUAUUUACAAUUUCGUCGAUUAUUAAACAAAAAACAAACUAGAACGAACAAUAAUGAAACCCGAAACACGGUAUAGUAGUAAAAAUUAAGGAUUUAAACAAAAA
Molecule: messenger RNA, 6456 nt
Organism: Nasonia vitripennis (jewel wasp)
Lineage: Eukaryota; Metazoa; Arthropoda; Insecta; Hymenoptera; Pteromalidae
Gene: Ac3
Product: adenylate cyclase type 3
Exons: 9
Coding region: 358-3342 (994 amino acids)
Biological process (GO): intracellular signal transduction; adenylate cyclase-activating G protein-coupled receptor signaling pathway; cAMP biosynthetic process
Molecular function (GO): adenylate cyclase activity
Source: RefSeq, a predicted model, not a curated record